AUCCAAACAUCAACUCAUCAACUCUACACUAAUACUUAAUCAACACAACUACCACUUCCAAACUUCAACAACACAACCUCCAAACCAUCAACAUGAAGUUCACCACCGCUGCCGCCGCUGCCUCCAUGGCCGCUCUCUCCUCCGCCCUUCCCCAGGCGUCCUCUCCCUUCCCUCGCCCCGAGGCUGGUGACGUCUUCCGUCUGAUGUCUCUCCGCAGCGCCACCCCCAUCCAUUACGGUGCCGUCCAGGCUCGUGAAGGCAGCCUCGUCAUCAACUCGCCCGACGAGAACAACAAGACCUGCAUCGUCAACGGCGACCGCGACAACGUCACCAACGGCAUCAACUACGCUUCCUUCACCCUCGACCAGGAGACCGGCAGCGUCAACAUCUACACCUUCAACCCCCCUCUCGAGCUGUACGUCGACCGCAGCGGCAUGGGCAAUGGCAACGUCCGCUACACCACCGGUGUCGAGCCCAUCGGCAAGAACCAGGAGCGCGGCCCCUUCAAGAUCAACGAUGACGGUAACCUUGUCUUCGCUGCUGGUGGCCUUUCUGGCGACAUUGGCUUCCAGGCCUGCCCCGGCGCUGUUGGCGGUGGCUGGAAGAUCUGGCUCUCUGGUGUCGACAAGCCUGCUGGUUCUGAGGGAUGCACUCCCUUCACCAUGAAAGCACUUAAGGAGACCGAGCCCAAGAAGUGCCUCUACUCCUCUGCUCCCGCUUAAAUAUCUGAGCUUGUAGAGAAGUUUAGGGAGUGUGUAUAUUGAUAGUCUUGGAGACGGGACUUUUUGUUUUCUAUUGUGUAUAUAUGAUCGCAUUAAAGCAUCUGCAUAGCCUUUUGUUUAUAUUCAGCUAGAAUUGGAAAUGAUAAUGUUCAUCCAAAAAAA
Messenger RNA from Parastagonospora nodorum SN15, 884 nucleotides. RefSeq lists its product as hypothetical. The transcript has a single exon. The record is from RefSeq and is a predicted model, not a curated record. Lineage: Eukaryota; Fungi; Ascomycota; Dothideomycetes; Pleosporales; Phaeosphaeriaceae. Bases 93 to 722 code for a protein of 209 amino acids.